Harpia harpyja (harpy eagle) is the source of this 480-nucleotide messenger RNA. RefSeq names its product chromosome 5 C8orf88 homolog (gene C5H8orf88). Lineage: Eukaryota; Metazoa; Chordata; Aves; Accipitriformes; Accipitridae. The transcript has 5 exons. Bases 1 to 381 code for a protein of 126 amino acids. Gene Ontology annotation, cellular component: cytoplasm. Gene Ontology annotation, molecular function: eukaryotic initiation factor 4E binding. Gene Ontology annotation, biological process: negative regulation of translational initiation. The record is from RefSeq and is a predicted model, not a curated record.
AUGUUAAAGGAAACUAAAAAGUUUAUUGGUAAAUCCCUUCAGCCAGCACGACCUGUGCAUCAUCUGUCUUCUAAACAAGCCAGUGCGUUAAACUUUCAGACUGAAUUACCCAGCAACACUGAAGUAUGUUUGCAGAGUAAGGUUGACUGGUUAUCUGAAAUGACUGAAGUGAAGAUCUUAACUCAAACUAUGAUGUCCUGUCAACCAAAACAGCAUGAAUCAGAAGCAAAAAAAGAAAGGAUCAAAUACAGCAGAGAUUUCCUUCUGAAACUUUCCAGUGUUUCCCUCUCUCAGAAGAAGCCAGAGUUUCUUCCUGAUCAUCCAAUUGUUCUUGAAAAGCCAGAAAAGAGCAACCCUUCUAUUGACAUCUGCAAGAAGUGACAGGUUGUUUGGAAGAUGAGAAAUCCAUCAGUGAAGGAGCAACGUAUGAUGUAGAUCUUAAAAGAUUUUUGAAGGUACUUGGGUGCCUACAGAUGAAAG